Lachancea fermentati is the source of this 939-nucleotide messenger RNA. Lineage: Eukaryota; Fungi; Ascomycota; Saccharomycetes; Saccharomycetales; Saccharomycetaceae. The record is from the annotation of a GenBank genome assembly.
AUGACUGAUCUCAGUAAUGUGUCUGUGCUCGUUCUUGGUGCAGGUGGUCUGGGCUGCGAGAUUCUCAAGAACCUCGCGAUGCAGGGCAUCCCUAGCAUUCACGUCGUUGAUAUGGAUACCAUUGAACUAACCAACCUGAAUCGGCAGUUUCUGUUCUCAGAAGCAGACAUUGGUAAGUCAAAGGCACAUGUAGCAGCUGAAUUCAUCAACGGCAAGCGGAUCCCAGCUGCUGAUGGGACCGUCGUGCGUGUGACUCCGUAUUUUCAAGAUUUGACACUUUUCGACAAGCGCUUUAUUGCCUCCUUCACGCUCAUAGUAUCGGGACUGGACUCCAUAGAGGCACGGCGUUUUGUCAACACCCAAUUGGUCCAGAUUACCUUGGAGACCAAGUACGAAAAAUGCAUUCCCUUCAUCGAUGGCGGCAGCGAAGGCUGGAAGGGCCAUUGCAAAACCAUAAUCCCGGGUUUCACUGCCUGUUACGAAUGCUCGCUGGGCACGCUACCUUCGAAGGCCGAAUCAUAUCCUCUCUGCACGAUCGCCAACAGUCCGCGCUUGCCCGAGCAUGUCAUCGAGUAUGUGCUGACUGUCCAAUGGCCUCGCGAGUUCCCAGAUCAAGAAUUCGAUGGCGACCAGGAUCCACACCUCAAUUGGAUUAUCGAGCGAUCUAUUCAACGCGCGCGGCUUUUUGGCAUAGAUGAUACGGCCUUAACUCGCGAAUUUGUGGUGGGCGUGGUCAAAAAUAUCAUCCCCAGCGUCGCGUCCACCAAUGCAGUGGUGGCUGCACAAUGUUGCAACGAAGUUACAAAGCUUCUUUACAACAUUUACGACCCAGAGAGCUCCCCGAAUUUUGUAGUUUACAAUGGUGACGACGGCUGUUUCUCUUACAGUUUCACGCACGAAAGGCUGCCGGACUGCCUGAUUUGCGGCGUUCUACAAUAA